Syngnathus typhle (broad-nosed pipefish) is the source of this 6472-nucleotide messenger RNA. RefSeq names its product kirre like nephrin family adhesion molecule 3b (gene kirrel3b). The transcript is spliced from 17 exons. Gene Ontology annotation, molecular function: cell adhesion molecule binding. NCBI's taxonomy places the organism in Eukaryota, Metazoa, Chordata, Actinopteri, Syngnathiformes, Syngnathidae. The coding region runs from base 300 to 2630 and encodes 776 amino acids. Gene Ontology annotation, cellular component: cell-cell junction. The record is from RefSeq and is a predicted model, not a curated record. Gene Ontology annotation, biological process: synapse assembly; cell-cell adhesion.
GUGAUGGAGAGAGACUGGGCGAGUGAGCGCUGAUGCGCUGGAGUAUGGACGACCAGCGGGACGAUGCACAAGUAAGCCAGAGAAGACAGUGAAAGUACAAGAAGCUCCCAUUAGGACACAAGCAUGUGAGGCUGAGCUCACCACUGUCAACUCUGAAGACUGACACACAAGACAAGACAGAAAAAGACGAAGAAAGACAAGGAGGAUCAGCAGAGGACUGAAGACACUCUGUAGCGUCUUUCCUGUGGUAAACGGACACACUCAAAGGAGAGCUGUUUUGCCCUCUCUCACUCUCAAUCAUGAUCCGUCGGGUCCUUCUGCUCCUGUGGAUCUUCGGACACGGUGGAGAGUCCAUGUUUUCUCAGCAGCCACAGGACUUGGUGGUAGUGGCUGGCCAACCUGUGACAUUACCAUGCUCUAUCCCUGGUUACCAUGGAAUUGUCCUGUGGAUCAAAGAUGGCCUGGCACUCGGUGUUGGCAGGGACCUCUCAGGCUAUCCCCGUUACACAGUGAUUGGCGACCAUGGCUCCGGAGAACAUCAUUUGCGAAUUCAGCGUGUGGAGUUGAUGGAUGAUGCUGUGUUUGAGUGCCAGGCUGUCCAGGCUGCCAUGAGGUCCCGUCCUGCCCGCCUCACUGUGCUUGUUCCACCCGAGGACCCAAUCAUCAGUGGAGGGCCAGUGGUGAGCCUGAGGGCCGGUGACCCACUCAAUCUGACUUGCCAUGCUGAUAAUGCCAAGCCAGCAGCCUCCAUCGUCUGGAUCCGCAACGGAGAGGUCCUCAAUGGGGCCAUGUACUCCAAGACAUUGCUCCGCGAUGGAAGGAGAGAAACCACGGUGAGCACACUCUACCUGUCCCCCUCCAACAUCGAGACUGGUCAGCAGAUCAUUUGUAAGGCCUCAAACAAGGCAGUCCCCAACGGCAAGGAGACCGGUGUCACGAUUGACAUCCAGCAUCUGCCUCUUGUCAAUCUCUCAGUGGAGCCUCAGCCAGUUCUUGAGGGAAACCUUGUGAGAUUUCACUGCUCUGCAAAGGCCAACCCUCCUGUUAUGCUUUACAGGUGGGCCAAAGGAGGAAGUAUAAUAAAGGAGGUCUCCGGCGACACGUAUGAGGUGAUUGUGGACCACUCCUUCUACACAGAGCCAGUUUCCUGUGCAGUUACAAACCAACUUGGCAGCACCAACGUUAGCCGUAAUGUCGAUGUCUACUUCGGGCCUCGCAUGGCAGCAGAGCCUCAGUCCUUGCAGGUGGACCUCGGAUCUGAUGCUGUAUUCAAUUGUGCCUGGACAGGAAAUCCCUCGCUUACCAUAGUGUGGAUGAAGACAGGUUCUGGAGUGACCCUUAGCAAUGACAACCUUCUAACACUGAAAUCAGUGCGGCAGGAGGAUGCUGGGAAAUAUCUUUGUCGUGCUGUUGUCCCAAGAGUUGGCGCAGGGGAGAAGGAAGUUGCUCUCACUGUAAACGGUCCACCCACCAUCUCCAGCACUCAGACACAACAAGCCUUGCACGGAGAAAAAGGACAAAUCAAAUGUUUUAUUCGAAGUACUCCACCUCCAGACCGCAUUGCCUGGUCCUGGAAAGAGACGGUGUUGGAGUCCGGAACAUCCGGCCGCUACACCGUGGAGACGGUGACCACGGAGGAAGGAGUCAUUUCUACACUGACCAUGAGUAAUAUUGUGCCAGCUGACUUCCAAACCAUUUACAACUGCACUGCAUGGAACAGCUUUGGCUCAGACACUGAGAUCAUACGCCUUAAGGAACAAGGUGGGAGCCAAGAAUCCCUUCCCGUGGCGGUGAUCAUCGGCAUCGCUGUGGGAGCGUUUGUGGCCGUCAUCGUCCUCAUGGGCACCAUCGGAGCAUUCUGUUGCACCCGCUCCCAGAGAAAGGAAGCGCACCUGGUUAUGCCCUCACUGCCCGUCUCCAUCUGUGCUCACCAGAGAGAACUUGCAAGCAAAAUUAAAACAGAAAAUCUGAAAGGAGUUGUGUCUCCAAAAAAUGACAUCCGGGUGGAAAUUGUGCACAAAGACCACAACGCCGCCAGAGAAAAUGAAGAACACGCCUCCAUGAAACAACUGAUGGUGAGUGUGGAACGUGGGGAGUUCCAGCAGGAGUCUGCUCUGAAGCAGCUAGAAGUUCUGCAAGAGGAAGAGAAAGAGUAUCAGCACAUUAAGGACCCCACAAAUGGCUACUACAGUGUCAACACCUUCAAGGAGCAUCCGACACCAACCGGGUCGGGGAACCAGUCUACUGAUGGGAGGAAUCCAACAAACACAAGCACCCUGGGCAAGCAGCGGGUACCAACAGGCAUGUCCUUCACCAACAUCUACUCCACUCUAGGAGCGGGCCCCAAUCGUCUCUAUGACUACAGCCAACGCUUUGUGUUGGGCAUGGGCAGCAGUUCCAUUGAGCUCUGCGAGCGGGAAUUCCAACGUGGCUCAUUAAGCGAUUCCAGUUCGUUUAUCGACACGCAGUGCGACAGCAGUGUCAGCAGCUACAGCAAGCCAGACGGCUACGUGCAGUUUGACAAAGACAGCAAAGCGUCGGCUUCCUCGUCAUCCCACUAUUCCCAGUCCUCAUCGCAGAACUCAGACCUGACCCGACCUCUGCAGAAGCGCAUGCAGACCCACGUCUGACAGCCAGGAUGUGAGUGAUGGAUGUUUAAACAGGGUGUGAACCAGCCUUCAAUGCGAAACUGUGUGUUCUUCUGGAGGUGCAGAAGACGGCUAGCUUGAUCACAUUAUGACUUCUUUUCAGACUUCAAAUGUGGGUCAAGAAGCCUUAUACUGCCCGGUUGCGUAAUCACACAUUAUUUUACUUCAAAACUCAUCAUUUUGAGUAGUGCCACAGCAGCAAUGUUUGCCAACUCAAAGGCAGCCCAAACAUGGAGUUUUUACUGAUAUCCCACAUGGAAUUAUUUCGAUGAUUAAUGGAAAGUGAUACCACAAGGCUUUGUUUGAUAUUCUGCUCCCUUUGAAAAUACAUUUCAAGAUUGUCAUUCCAAAAAAAGUCAUUCUUAUCAGUGCUGAAGAGAAAGAGUACAAGUGUGAGCGGCUCUUUCAUGUACUGUCGUUUCAAGCACAAUAACUUAAUGUGCAUAAGGUUUUUAGGUGUGGCAAUACACCCUUCACCACCCGCUACCUCCUUGGGUAAAACUUGCAUUUCUCCACAUUCCCACAAAAAUGUUUAGAGAAAGAGCUGUAUUUGGGCCACUGAGGCAGAAGAUAAAGAAGGGCUGAGAUCACAUUUUCAAUCCCACGUCUUGAGUUUUACAUUGUCGCUCUGAUUAAAGACUAUCAGUGUACAUAUUGUAAAUGACUGUAAAUUAUUUUCUGAAUCUUAAAGAGAGAACUGUGCUUCACAUUGUCCCAAAAACGUAUAUCUACUUUGCCUUGAGGCCUGUUUGAACUCUUGUCAAUUAAAGUGUUGACUAAGCAAGACGGGCUUAUUCUAAAUCAGCUCCUGUGUAGAUGUGGAGUGGCAUCCUCUAUGGUGGAACCAAAUGCAGUCUAUGAACUUAACUUGCACUGCACCAGAAGUCAUCAGCCAUAUGCGUUGAAUAAAAUGUAAACAUAUUGUCAUGAUGAUUCUUAUUUUUGUGGUUAUAUUGCUGUGUGUAGUGAGUAUUACUGAUGGAACAGGAACUGGACGCUAAGAUGUUACUGCCUAUCACUGGAGUCAAAUUUAAACUCCUUUCUAUUCAGUUUGCCUUCUGUGAAACUUUUUCUUUGAUACCCGCUAAUGUGGUCAUUUUCAACUGCCUGGCUAUGAUUUUGAAUUGUUUUUAGUUCAUUUUAUCGUGGCCACCUUCAAAAAUAUUUAAAAUGAUUAGAAAGUUGGAAAUUUGAUUUUGUCGAUGACAAAUGCUCAAGACAUGGCAGAGGUCUACCAUAUGCUUGAGUACUUUUGUUUUUUAUUUGUUUCUGCCCUGUAUAUGCUAAAUGUGAAUUCACUUAAUGGAGAGUAGAGACAGAGAAUAAAUAUGAAUUGCAUCUACAAAAGCAAUCAUACAGCAAGGUUUCAAAGUGAACCUGUCAAGUGUUGUUAUUGUAUUAUAAUAAAGUGGCAGUUUUGGGGUCCUGCUGUACAACACAGAAAAGACCCAUAGAUAAAAAUAAAUGCUAUCACUGAUGCUGUCACUAAUGAUAAUUGUCGGUCAAUGGACAUAAUAUUGUGAUUUAGUUUUAAGUGGCUGGAGUCCAGAAACAUCAAACUUAAUUCAAAUGUGAUUUACCGUAUUUUCCAGACUGUAAAUUGCUCCGGAGUACAAGUCGCAUCAGCCAUAAAAUGCAUACUAAAGAAGAAAAAUACAUACAUGUCGCACUGGAGUAUAAGUCGCAUUUUCGGGGGAAAUUGAUUUGAUAAAAUCCAACACCAAGAACAGACAUGUCAUCUUGAAAGGUAAUUUAAAAUAAAAAUAGAAUAGGGGCAACAACAGGCUGAAUAAUUGCACGAUAUGCUAAUGUUACAUGACACAUAAACAACGGACUGAGAACUGCCUGACGUAACACAUUAAGAGUUAUUCAGACAACUAUAGCAUAAAUAACAUGCUAACAAGUUUACCAAACCAUCCGUGUCACUCCAAAUCACUAAAUCCAAUGAAAACCUCACCCUCGAUGUCACUUUUGAACAACUCCGCUAAUUCCGGAGGUAAAAGAUGUGACAUUUCCUCUUCUACAUGGCUUACAUCAGACUCAUCAUCAAUUGCAGUUCCGAUUAUUCCACAGGCCUAGAGUGCACUCUUACGGUGGGGUGUGAAAAUAACAUGGGAAAUUACAUAAUAAUGUGUUGAUAAUUUCACAUAUAAGUCGCUCCUGAGUAUAAGUCGCACCACCGGCCAAACUAUGAAAAAAACUGCGACCUAUAGUCGGGAAACUACUGUAAUCAAAAUGCAUCAGCUUUUAAAACAUCAUGAGUACAGAUCUCAAGAGUGAACUUCUUACUCAAUUUUGCCAAAAACAGCAAUUUAACCUAGGUUUCUUUCGUCUACCUCUGUGCAUAAUUAAAGUGGCACAAAUGGUAUGUGAAUUGUCUUCACUGUUCUUGUGGCGUGGAAUUUAAAUGUAUAAAUGGAUUGGUUCCCCAUUGUACAGUUUCGGGCAAAAAUAUCAAUUUCAACUUUCAUAAUCCAGUUUGGGAUUCAGCAGAUUGUGUAUACAUUUCUGAAAUGCUGUCUGUCUCUGUAUAUAAGAUUUUUUUUCUUUGUUCUUCGGUCAUCAGAUUGGAUUAUAUUAAAGCUCAUCAAAUCCACAAUAUUGUGAUACAAACUGUACAGACAAUCUUUUCACUUACAUGAAUUCUUUCUGGUUUGCUUUUCUCUCAUACAAAUUCACACGAAAGAUGGCUUGUAGGUAGCACUUUCUAUUCCCCUUCUCUAUCGACACAAUGAAGACUUGUGCAGCAAAACACACAGGAAGCUGCAGGUUCAUGUAAUAGAAAUGAGGAAUUUAGACCUUAGAUAGGACUGCUUUCUACUGAGAUGAUGUACAAGUUUUUUUUUUAUAAUUUGAGUUCCUUGGAGAUAUGGCUACUGCAGUUUUAUUUGUUCACAUAUGACCAAAUUUUGUGAGAAUUAUCCAUACAUAAAAAAAACAUAAAAGCAUCAAUUGUAACAUUGAAUAAUGAGGCUAUGUUCUGCCGCUCUGAUUCUGUUUAAGACUAUGCCCAUGUGUACACCGAAAUGUUUUUCACCAUUUUGGGGACAUACAUAGUACUUACUAAGUAUUUGUGCCACAAAGAAAAAGAUAAAUUACGUGAAUUAAGUUGUAACAUUGCAAGAAAAGUUCUGAUAAGCCUAUUUGUUCAACCAUCAAUAAUUAGUGUAUUUAACACUAUUUCUUGAUUAAUAUCUGGCAAUUCGACAUUUACUUUUUUUUUUCUAAUUAUGACUAUAUUCAUGUGAUACUGCAUUUAAAAAAUACAACUUAAUAGAUGAUAAGCAGGGGUGCACAUUUUGUCUUGCUGAAUAGACCAUCCGUCGGACGCCCUUUUUGCAGACAAAGGAUGAGGGAUGAGAAAGUUGAAAAAAAAAAGACGGACUUAGAACAGACGGAAGCUUUUAGUUGUCUGUCACUGUAAUCAUCCCUAUACAGUCGAAGACCGGCUAACCUUUCAGUCGAUCACUGACACUCAUUUCACUGACGACUGACGAAAACGCACUCCUUGGUUUUGCGUGUGUAAUCCGCAAAAAUCACUAUGUUAUAACAUUUCAAUGUAUUUCUUUUUUCAGGGGUGUCAGGUGGUUAGUGGCACAGUUAUUUUUAUUGUAUUGCUUUUUGAACAGAUAAGCCCAAAAAGCAAGAGUGAUGACAAAAAACAAUGCAAGCCACAGAAUUAUGGUGGAUGAAUAACAAAAAGCCAACACAUUCUUUAUUCAAAAUAAAUAUAGGGCAAAUGACAACUUCUCAAAUUUUAUACAACUGCUGAAAGCAAACUUUUGGAAGUUUGCUCAUCCUGACUGUCUUUUAUUUAUUCAUUU